AUAAAAGAUGUAGGGAAACCUAGAAAUCAUAGGAGAAACCAAACAUCAAGGCUAGACAAAAAGCCGUCUCGACCGGUACUAUUUGAAAAGAUCUUUCAAGGCGUAGUUGAUCAACCAGCAAUGCCCCAGAAAGACCGCCCACAGGAUAGUGUUCUGUGUGAUCUUGGACGAAAACUAGGCAUCCGGGUCUAGGUUGAUUAGGGCCCCACGUCUGCCUACGCUAGUAGCCGCCAAGCCGACCUCCGUACGUCCAUCACGAUGAGUUCAUAAAUCUGCAUUAUCCCGCAGACGAAACUUGAGCACAUAUCGCAAUCAAAAUGUCUAUAAUUGACCUCCCGCUGGAAUUGCUGCAACUGAUCGGAAGUGACCUCAAUCAUAAGGACACACGCAACCUGAUAUCCACCUCGCAUCGAAUGCACAGCGUGUUUCAACGGAAACUCUACACGAACGUGACUCUCGGAACAAAAAAAGCGAAUACGGCCCAGAGUUUUCUCUACACUAUCGCCCGGAACCCGAAAUUGGCUGGCUGGGUCCAGUCUCUGGCACUUGCGGCCUGGGAAACCUACGACGACUGGGAAACCAACAGGAAACCCGAGAAAACCAUCGAAAGACCCAAUUUUGACGGUGCUCUUAUUCGGAAAAUAGUUGAUGAAGCAAGCGACUACCCCGAAGAAGAGAAAUCGAAAUGGCUACAGGAUCUCGAGGAGUUUUACGACGAUGCCUGGCUCGCAUUGCUCAUUCCCCGACUGACAAGUCUACGGAAAAUCAGCUUUGAAUGGCCGUUCGGCUCCUCCCAUGUUAGCAUAAUGCUCAACAAAGCUGCUAUCAAUGAAGGAGCUUGUUUCCCUCAUCUUGAAGAAGUUAACAUGUGUUGGUAUGAUACGGAAAAUGCCGUCGCCUCGUAUCAGAUGCAUCCGUUCUUCAAAUUUCCAUCUGUGCGCAAAGUCAGUGGGUGGAGAGUCGCGGAGAAUGCUAAGGAGGAAGAGGAUCUUGGGCCAGACUCUACUGAGAUUCCUGACCCUACUGAGAUUCUCAAGGAUCUUAGCCUCCCACCUCGAUGUUCAAAUGUAACGAAUAUUGAUCUCUCGAAAACCAAUGCUGCGGAGGGAAUGCGAGAAUGGAUCCGGGCCUGCAAAACGCUAAAGUCCUUCCGGAUCAUCCAUGGUGGAGCAUGCAUCUCAUUUGAUAAUAUACAGCCCCGAAAACUCUACAAUUCACUCUCACUGCACAAAUCCACACUGGAGGCUAUCUGGGUUGAGCACGACGAAUACGCAUUAGACGGCCAUAAGGACCAUGAGUGGAUGGGGUCAUUUGUCGAUUUUUCUGCCUUGAAAUUUCUCCGUCUCAGUUUAUACAAUCUCGUGGGACUCAAAGAACAAGGCUCACUCAAACGAAAGAUAAGUGAUGUGAUUUCCUCGUCACUGGACACAUUGUUCCUGGACAUUAGGUGGGAGGACUUUUGUGACGUCCUAGACGACUUGGCGGAGAUAGCCACUUCAGGGAAGUUCCCUACGAUUGCCACGGUUCAUAUUGAGACCUACAAGCAAUCAAGUAGUCCAGAGGAGGAUGUAAAAGUUGAAUGGUUACAACAGAGGUGUCAAGAGGUUGGAGUUGCGUGUCAUGUGCAUGAUACAAGGAGUCGUGAGUACAUGGAAGGUAUUCGGCUUCGGAAAAGCCUUUGGCCACAGUGCGAGGCAGAAGACCCCAACUAUGCUUGAUAGAGACUUCCUAUAUAUUUCAAAGGACACACAGGGAGGUACUGUAGAUCGCGAAAGAGUGGCUCUAACCGGGGCUAAACCUGGAAGCGAUCAACAUUUCCCAGCAAUCUUUCUCCGCAGAACGUUCCCAGCCGUAUCCUUCAUCCGCUCCCAGGAGGAACUAGGUGGCAGAGCUAAGUCUUGUUCCGUGUCGUUUGCCACCACACAAUUAUUCAGUUUUACCCUCCACUAGAUCUGGUAAUGAACAAAAUCUAACCGUCGCUUCCCGAG
This is a messenger RNA of Penicillium brasilianum, 1988 nucleotides long. The record is from the annotation of a GenBank genome assembly. Lineage: Eukaryota; Fungi; Ascomycota; Eurotiomycetes; Eurotiales; Aspergillaceae.